Metarhizium acridum CQMa 102 is the source of this 504-nucleotide messenger RNA. RefSeq lists its product as uncharacterized. NCBI's taxonomy places the organism in Eukaryota, Fungi, Ascomycota, Sordariomycetes, Hypocreales, Clavicipitaceae. The record is from RefSeq and is a predicted model, not a curated record.
AUGACUAAAGCAAAGCGACCAAGAAAGCUCCCUGCUGGAGCAGCAACUAUUUCCCCGACAGCACCGCCAACCACAUCUGCCCUUCAAAAGGACGGUAUUCUUGGUUACAAGAUCCGCGUCCUAAUAUACGAUCUUCUGAAUGUUGCCAAGGAUCCGUCGUCAGCAAGGAGACUGAACGCCACGGUAGACGAGCACUAUAUCAGCACACCAUAUUUCACGGUCCCCGAGGCGCAAACCGUCAAGAAUGCUACAGUCGAUGUAGAAAUCAGCUCCCAUCUUAUACCAGACCAGUCUAGUGCUAAAUAUACUAUACUGGGAAAGUCGCUAGACAGCGCACUUUGCGCUUUGCUCCAGAACUUCCUCGACAAACGAAGAGCAAGCGGCGACGCUCGGCCUUGCGGGCCCCAUAAUCUGGCGCCUGUAUUUGCGGCUCUUUUUGGAAUAGACGUGGAAGAGCUGAAGGAUGAAAAAUUCCUAGGCCGCCUGAGGAGAAAUAGGGUGUAG